UCAAAGCUUCGCCAUGAUCAUCUCUACCAAGUUCCUCCUCUCUAGCUUCCUUGCUCUGUUGAUCUAUGGCAUUCCAAGCACUGCCCUCUCAUUCCGUGAAAGCACUCAGAGUGAUGACCUCUCGAUCCUUGCAAGUACACAGGAUGAUUUCUUUUCAAUCCUUGCAAGUACACAGGAUAAUUUCUUUUCAAUCCUUGCAAGCACCCAGAGUGAUUUCCUCGGCGCUCACAACUCCGCAAGAGCUUCAAUUGCGACGUCUCCAAGAAUCCCUCCUCUCUCCUGGAGCAAUGACGCCGCGGCAUUUGCAAUGAGAUGGAUCACAACGCUGAGAGACACGAGAAAUUGCAACAUGGUUCACUCGGGCAACAGAGCAUAUGGGGAAAACUUAUACAAAUGGAUGGGAAGUCCUGGAUUGCCAUCGCCAAAUCCUGCGGAAGCCGUGAAGUCAUGGGUGAACGAGAAGAGAGACUAUCGGUAUGCAAGCAAUAGCUGUGCCGCUGGUAAGGUUUGUGGGCAUUACACCCAAGUUGUGUGGAGGAACACCAAGAGAGUGGGGUGUGCGUCUAUCAAAUGUCCUGGAAAUAUGCUGCUUGUGAGUUGCAAUUAUGAUCCACCUGGUAAUUGGGUUGGGCAGAAGCCAUAUUAGCAGAUUAGAAAGUUCCCAUGCAUUUUCACAGCAUAGCCACAAAUCCAAUAAGUUUUCUUCUUGAGAAUCAUGGCAGCGUGUGUAGUUUUCUCGUUGACAUCAUAGCUUAUAAUAAAUGUAAACUCACUGUUUCAAUCACAAUCUAUCAGCAAGGCCAAAUUGAUUAAUACUUUUUUGACGCA
This is a messenger RNA of Selaginella moellendorffii, 828 nucleotides long. RefSeq names its product pathogenesis-related protein 1B. Lineage: Eukaryota; Viridiplantae; Streptophyta; Lycopodiopsida; Selaginellales; Selaginellaceae. The record is from RefSeq and is a predicted model, not a curated record. The transcript has a single exon. The coding region runs from base 14 to 646 and encodes 210 amino acids. Gene Ontology annotation, cellular component: extracellular region.